Messenger RNA from Pseudophryne corroboree (corroboree frog), 1304 nucleotides. RefSeq names its product natriuretic peptide receptor 2 (gene NPR2). Gene Ontology annotation, molecular function: natriuretic peptide receptor activity; peptide hormone binding. The transcript has 2 exons. The coding region runs from base 139 to 915 and encodes 258 amino acids. The record is from RefSeq and is a predicted model, not a curated record. Gene Ontology annotation, cellular component: membrane. NCBI's taxonomy places the organism in Eukaryota, Metazoa, Chordata, Amphibia, Anura, Myobatrachidae. Gene Ontology annotation, biological process: signal transduction.
GGAGGAGGGCUGUCUUAUAGCUCUGUUCACUGUACUCUGGGAUAGCUGUGCUCUGUACUCCUGUCCCGUCUGCCCAGGGGAGGCCCAAGCUGACGCUGCCCUUCGGGUCCAGAGGUUAUGGCUCGUGUAGGUACAUGAAUGUCAGCCGUGUGUUCCUGGGCCACCAUUCAUAGGACAAUGCCAUUAUUGGAGAACCCCCUGGCACUGAGACUCAGCACUCUGUCCACCGUUCUGCUCUGUCUGACCGUCCGCCCACUGCGCUCUCACCAGAACACCUCUGUGAACCACACAUUGAUCCUGGCGGUGCUUCUACCUGAGAGCAACCUGCACUAUGCCUGGUCAUGGCCCCGCGUGUCGCCUGCACUGGCCAUGGCAGUGCACCGGGUAGAGAAUGAGCUUCGUCUUCUGCCCGGGUACAAGAUAAAAACGGUCUUUCAGAACUCGGAGCUGGAUGGGGCCUGCUCGGAAUAUGUGGCACCUCUGAAGGCUGUAGACCUGAAGCUCUACGACAACCCAGACGUACUGUUUGGUCCAGGAUGUGUGUACCCCGCAGCUUCGGUUGCCCGCUUUGCUACCCAUUGGCGCCUCCCCCUAGUAACUGGUGGUGCUUUAGCCUUUGGAUUUAAGCCAGAUGAUGAUCAAUACAACACGACGGUGAGAACCGGGCCCACGGCAAACAAGCUCGGAGAAUUUGUGUCUCAUCUCCAUCAGCACUUCAACUGGAGCAGCCGGGCAGCCCUGGUCUACCAUGACGUAAAGAAGGAUCACCGGCCGCAUUACUUCAUCAUUGAAGGUGUCUUUCUGGCCUUGGAUAAGGAGUUCAGCAAUUUAACUGUGCGGCACCAGAUGUACCCAGAGGAUGAAGACGUGGGAAGUAUCAUCCAAUUCAUUCAGAACAAUGGCCGAGGAUCCUAACACGUGGCACCUGGAACCACGUUUCUACUUGGGCUUCUACCACCUGAUUCCGCUUGCUGCUGUGUAUGCAUGGACACGCUGCUGACUGUCAUUGCUGAUCUCCCCACUGGUCACUCAGCUUUCACCAGGUCCUGCUUCAGUAGCUGGCAGAGGGCAGAACUUGAAGACCUCGUCUGGUGGUGUAUCUGCAACAAGGGGUGAUCUGUCCAAAUACACCCAGGGGCCGUUGUGUCCUAUAUAUCAAUAUCAGUCCAGGGGUGCUCUGGUCCAUCCUACGGGUCAACUGUCUGCCCAUCCAGGGGCUCCGCCCCAGUGUUAAAUUAAAAUAAUAAAAGCUAAAAAGCCUAAAAUAUAAUUACUGUAUAAAAAAUAUUUUUUUCUUGUGCUGU